This is a messenger RNA of Anolis carolinensis (green anole), 36367 nucleotides long. RefSeq lists its product as uncharacterized. The transcript has 2 exons. The coding region runs from base 31508 to 32521 and encodes 337 amino acids. NCBI's taxonomy places the organism in Eukaryota, Metazoa, Chordata, Lepidosauria, Squamata, Anolidae. The record is from RefSeq and is a predicted model, not a curated record.
UAGAUUUUAAUUUACAUUUGAGAGGAUUAUAUGAUAUGUGGUGGAUUUGUUAAUUCUUUUUACUAUAUAUGAUGCUUUUUAUAUGUCCAAGGAAUACUUGUAGACUAGCCUUGCUCACCAGUGGAACCAUGCACUUCUCCUCCUCUGUUAAGCAAUGUAAACAGAAUUUUUGAGUAAAGAUUUCUUUGCAUGUAUUGCUUUAUGCUUGGAAAGCAGGGAUGUAAACCUUUCAUUGUCUUGUCUUCACAUGCAAGAGAAAAUAAGUUCCAUAGUUUUCUCCCUGUUGCAAGACAAAAAAAAAACCAAAUAUUUUUGUGGAGCUUGCAUAUCUUCAAGGGUACAAUGAUCACAAAUUUAAUAAGGAAUGCAGGGAUUGCGUUUUACUGAUUUCCUUUUAUUUUAUUCUAUUUUGAGAAUAUAGUUCUUCAGGCUAAACCUGUUGAUUGCUCAUUUCAAGGAGGGCCAUUUUGACUUUUUUCCAAAGUGGAAUAAUAGUGUUUUGCAUAGUGUGUCUGGCUGCCUCCUUUCUCAGAGUCAGAAGGGGAUGAAGGAGAUAAUUUCUCACAUUAUAAUUACACUACUGGUGGUGAUGAUUGCAUUCUAUAUUGCUGUUAUGACCCAGCAUCACGUAGUAAUGUGAGUGUUGGACUAUGAUUCUGGAAACCAGAGUCUGAUUCCCUACUUGGACAUGGAAACCCACUAGGUGAACAUGGGCAAGUCAUGUUGUCUCAGCCUCAGAAGAAGGCAAAAGCAAUCCCGCUCUUAAAAAAAAUGCCUAGAAACCCCCAUGAUAUGCUUGUCUUAGGGCCUUAAGAUCUCACCAUCAAGCAGGGCUGUGGGAAUCAGAAUACCUGUUAUGAUUCCUCAUACCAUCAGAGAUCACUGUUGAAAAAAGGUGGAAAUGUUUUCCUGGUAUACCAUUAUUGCCAGCAGAAUCAGCCUCCAUUGCUUUCAACAGCUGCUGGCUGUUAAAGUACAUUUGAAGGUUGGGAAGCAAAAUAUUACUUAUUUAUACUUUUCAAUUCAGUGGGCAGUGCAGGAUUUUAGCCAGCAGCAACAACAAUGAUUGAUGAUAAUAAUAAUGAUAAUCAUCACAACACUUCUGAUAAUUUCCUGGAUCUUGAAAUUUUAAUUAUCUGAAAUAAAUCUGAAUUAUUUCAACAUAUUCUAGUUUCUUCUUAUCAAAAGCAAAAGUUCAAAACCUAUCCUUUUUAAACUCAUGAUUCCCCCCAUAUUCAUUUCCCUAAUAGCCCCUCAUUACAUUUAAUCCUUAUGCUGCUCAUAACAAAGGGAGGGGGGAGGAGUUAUGACCAUAUUUCAUAUAUAUCUGAUUUAUAUUUCUUGUAUAAAAUAGGCCUUUGGUCAGAUUCAGUGUGAAUCAUCUUAUGUUCUUCUGCAUAUUUGAUUUACCAUUGCAAAAACAUUUGUGUCUGAUUCAGACUGAUCUGCCACUCCAUACAGGGAACCUCCAUUAUCACCUUUCUCUGGACUCAUCAGUACAAAGAAAAGGGAAUGUCUUGUGCCCAUGUCGAUGCUGUCACCACUCCUAGCUGGUUGCAGAGCUCUGUAUGAGCUCCUGACCACUGUGGGCAUCCCAUAGUGAAAUCAACAGAUGGGCUCUCAUGAACAGCAAGAAAGUGGAGGAAUCUACCCUCCUCCUUCCUGGUCAUGCAGGCACUUUGGCUGAUGUCAACAUAGAGCACCUGCAAUGGCCAGGAGCUCAUCCAGAGCUCUGCAGCCUACUGAGACAGCAGUGUUGAAAUGGAAAAUGAGAUGACAGCUCAGUGGGAUUGAUGUUGUGUUACCUGGUCGAUCUAUAGAGACUCCAACAUUCACCACCAUCCCAAGUUUGGCAUAGUAUGUGUGGCCACAUCUGGAGCUAGUCCAGAGUAGAAAUUAUCUAUGAAUCAAAUAAAAUCAAAACAAUUAUCUUCUGAGGUCAAUUCAACCUCUUUCCUCCUUCUUCUGUCUAGCUCAGUGGUUCUCAACGUGGGGUCCCCAGAUAUUUUGGGCCUUCAACCCCCAGAAAUCCUAACAGCUGGUAAACUAGCUGGAAUUUCUUGGAGUUGUAAGCUAAAAACACACGGGGAUCCUGGGUUGAGAACCACUGAUCUAGCUCAUGCAAGAAUCUGCUCAAUCAAUUCCCCAUGAUAUUUUUCCUCAUUUGAUGCAAACAGACUCCAGAAAGUCUGGAAUAUGAUCAUUGGAAUCAAGCAUGGUAGCAGCUCUGCAGAAGAGUGGUUCCUUGUUUCCUAUGAACAGAAAAUUCUCAUUUUUAAAGUCCGAUGAAAAUAUCUGGUACUUAAUUUUUUUUUACCCACCCAUCUUUUUUCAUGUGGUGUUAAUUCAUAAGAAGUGUGUAUCUGUGAUAAAUUGGAAGAUGCACUAAUUGCAUUCCUGUCCACAUGCAAUACCUUCUCAGUGGGUUACUUAAUUAAUUGCCCACCUAGUUUCUGCUUUUAAAGUUAUCAAUGCUGCACUUUCUCCUCCUCAUCUCUAAGCAGAUUAAUUAGAUGGAUUGUAAGGUAUCUCUACACAUAUCCUCCCAUUUUCUGUCAUUGGUAUUGGUAUGCUGUGUGCAACCUUAAUUACAAAAGGGACAUGGAUCUCAGCGUGCACCCUCAUCAUUGUAACUGCAGUCAUGUCAAUUUCGUUUAGACUUUGUUAAUUUCACCUUCACUGGCAAUUUCUCUGUAGCUAACUGACAACUUGAUGGUGCUUCUAUUUACAGAGGGUGGCAAAUGAAACUGAUUUCCUCUGGAGGCAACACUGAUGGAGUAAUAGGAAAUAGGAUAUGUGGUUCUAGAAAACAAAGGCAUUGCUGAUUUUCCUUGGGAGGGUAAGGAUGGCAGAUCCAGCCCUUAUAGUGAUAACAAAUUCUUAGGAAUUAGUUGCAUGAACCUACUACCAUUCCACUAUCAUUGAUAACAGAUAAAUAUUGUUUGAGCACCUUCAAUAUUGCACUCUCUUCACCUGUGCAAUUGUAACCUUUCACCAGUUUGUGGUAGCAUGAUCCUACUUCUGCAUAUCUUGUAAUCCCACCUUUCUUCAUUACUGUGGUCCUAUUUUUUUAAAUGUAUAUUUCUGGUCAAUUUGAAAAACAAAGGAGCUUUGAAAAACAAAAAGUCAACCGUAACUAUAAAAAAUAAAAUAAAUGGAAAAGUCAGCUUGUGAAUAGCAAGUGGGAAGAAGAGUCUAGAAUAAUCCUGUCCUCAGAUGUCACUUUACUGUUGGUAUGCUGGCACAGAAGCAUCAAGCAUUACAGAAUUAGGAGCUAUUGAUGAGUUUUGCCAUCAAUAGCAUGGCUGCUGCUUAGUCGUUUAGUCGUCUCCGAAUUUGUGACCUCAUGGACCAGUCCACGCCAGAGCUCCCUGUCAGCCGUCACCACCCCCAGUUCUUUCAAGGUUAAGCCAGUCACUUCAAGGAUACCGUCCAUCCAUCUUGUCCUUGGUCGGCCUCUCUUCCUUUUUCCUUCCAUUUUCCCCAGCCUCAUGAUCUUUUCCAAGCUUUCCUGUCUUCUCAUGAUGUGGCCAAAAUACUUCAACUUUGCUUCUAAUAUCCUUCCCUCCAGUGAGCAGCCGGGCAUUAUUUCCUGGAGGAUGGACUGGUUGGAUCUUCUUGCAGUCCAAGGCACUCUCAGGAUUUUCCUCCAGCACCAGAGUUCAAAAGCAUCUAUCUUCCUUUGCUCAGCCUUCCUUAUGGUCCAGCUCUCGCAACCAUAAGUUACUAUGGGGAAUACUAUUGCUUUCACUAUGCGGACUUUCGUUGCCAGUGUGAUGUCUUUGCUCUUCACUAUUUUGUCAAGGUUGGCCGUUGCUCUCCUCCCAAGAAGUAAAUGUCCUCUGAUUUCCUGGCUGCAGUCUGCAUCUGCAGUGAUCUUCGCGCCUAGAAAUAUAAAGUCUGUCACUGCCUCCACGUUUUCUCCUUCUAUUUGCCAGUUAUCAAUAGGUAUAGUUGCCAUGAUCUUGGUUUUCUUGACCAAUAGCAAGACCAAGCAAUAAUAGCAAGAAUAAGAGCAAUAGUAAGGGCCCAGUUAAUAAUGGAGAGGAGGCAGAUGAUGUGCCUGUUAUCAUGUAGCAGGAACUGUCACCAAAAGUGAUGGUCCAGCUGCAAUGCCAGUUAGCCAGCCUUAUGAGAUAAUUAUUAUUAUAAAGUUCCUUGAAUUGUAGAUCUGGAAUAGGCAUUUUGGUGAUUAGUAUAAGAAGCCAAAGCUAAACAUCCCUAACAGUUUGCCAUACAACAUGAAUGUUUGAAAACCUACACAGGAUAUGGCAUUUGAAAUCGAACAGUACAUCUAUAGAAAUGUUUUUGAAACAUUCUGGUGACAAUCCAUUGUGAACUGACUGUGUGCACAAAAAUACAUAUGGAUUUGUCAUAGAUCAUCUUUCUGAAGUAGAAAAUGCAAGGAAUAAUUAUUGACCUGUUUAUGGAAGCGAUGCCUAUUGGGUAUCACUAAUCCAUACUUGAGAUGAAAAUGGAAAACCUAAUAUUGACAAUUGCAUCUAUAACAAAGGAAUCUCCUUAGAGAAGGUUUUGACCCUUAAGCAAACUGGCAUUUGGUAAGCAGACCAAUAUCUUUCACACAUCAAUACUAACUGACCACUUUAAAGAUCUGAAAAAUCUCAAUCACUGUGCACCAUCCUUUGAAAAUUUCUGGUGAGAGUCACAUUUUUGCAUCUUUCUAUCAUCUAUCCAACUCUCACAGCUAUAUGCUUAAUAAUAUGAGGCUUUACUAUCACUUUGUCAUUCCAUCGGAAUGUUAAUAUCCAUGAAACCCCAUGACAAAAUAUAUGGAAACUGGUCUUUAAAAUGCUGCUAGAUUCCUUUUCUUGUGCUUCUCCCCUUUUCCUUUUGCAGCUACAGUAAACUAACUGAAUCAGUAAUUUGAUAACAAAAUGAAAAUGCAUCACUUUUAUUUGGAAUUAAAGGUGAAAAUUUUGGUUUGGUUCAUUUUAUGCACUAAACAAUAAAAUGUUAAAUACAUCCAUAUCUACAUCUAUCUAUAUCUUUGAUGCUGUAAGCAAUAAAUAAUAAGCAAAUGAAUGGUGAAAAUGAAGACAUUUUUACAUGAAUGACAAUAAAAAGGUUACGUUCCUACAUCCCUCACUGGAAUUGGGUACUUUGAAGCUUCCCCCAUAAACCUGCCUCUUAAGUCAGUUUGAACCUACCCAAGGGUUUUCUGGGGCUUAGAGUGUGUUGUUCACCCAAGUGUACCCAGUGGGUUUCCAUGGGCAAAUGAGAACUCAAACCCUGGUCUCCAAAGCCAUCGUCCAACCUCUCUCUCUCUCUCUCUCUCUCUCUAUAUAUAUAUAUAUAUAGAAUAGGAUGCUUGCUGACAUUUUUAACAAUGAUCAUAAAUAGGAUACAGAAACUGAUAGUGUGAGGAGAGGAAUCUUGAGCAAAUAAGUAUAAAACAUUCUUUUAGUAAAAAUGAGCCUAUUUUCUUUAAAUGCUUACUGGAAAUCAACUGCAAACAGAGGCAGAACAACAGCUGUAGGUAGGAGACUUUUGGAUCUUGGGCUCAUUAUCCAGAUGGAUGAUGGCUAUCCAAUUAAAUUUUAUUGUGGAAGUGUGAAAAGGGAUGAAAGAGCAAACAUUCCAUUAGCUGUCUUGCAUCAUCAUUUACCUGAAGAGUGAAUUAUGUAUAUGUAGUUCAAAACACCACUAAUUAAUUUUAGAGAUGUUUCUCACUUUUUUUCCUGUUGACCUGCUAAUAAACUAGGGAUCUCAAUUUCAGAAAGGAAGAAGUCUUGUUUAAAAAUGUAUCUGCAUGAGCAGUUUGGGAAGAGGGUAGUUCACUCAUGCCGGUGUCAAACACUUUACCUGCCAACCCAACUAAUGGAGAAUUAUAUUGGAGAGCUAGAGGGCUAUUGAAAGAAAUGAGAUAGACAGACCACUCCACAACAGACACAAGUGAAUUAACGGUGAUGAACCCGAUUAGAGUGGAUUUGCAGUGUCACUUUGAAUAUACUCCAGUCUCAUUCAUCUUGCUGCACCUGAGCUGUCAUUGUGCCACCACUUAAAAAGCAUUUAAGCUCUUUAAAUUUGAUGAUGAAUUUUGGUGUUUGGGAAGAGAGAUUCGAUGGAAGGGUAAUCCACUCUGUAAGAAGACCUGACUUCAGUCUUGUGGCUGAAGCAUUUUCACUCCAGCCUCUGCUGCUAGUCUUGACUCAGGGAAAGAGUUCAGAUGGCUGGCCAAAUGCCAGCCUCUCUAAAUUUAUCUGCAUUAUGCAAAUGACAGGACUCCCAUGACCUACUGAACAAAACCAUAAUCUGUUGCUUGGUGUUUGCUAGUUCUAAAAUUAAAAAUAGCCGAUAGAGAAGAAGAAAUUUUACAAUUAAAAAAAAAACAGAGAUAAAGACUAAAGAGCAAAAUCAGAGUUGGAGAUAUUUCAGAUAAGUUAGCAGCAUGAACUUGUCAUUGUACCUAACUGCUCUAAGGUCAAAGAAAUUUAACAUGCCAGGAGGGCAGAAAUCUUGGAAGAGUUAGGAUUCCCAUGUAUUGAUUUCUCUGCAUCUUUACCAUUUCUUUUCCAUUGCUGAAAACAGUAAGGCCAUCACUUAACAUAGCUCUGCAGUUGAUCUAAACGUUUCUCCAUACUUGGACAGAGCUAAGAAAGCAAAGAAUACUCAAAAAUAUUCUCACUGUUGAUAAGAAGGAAAGAUCUUGAUAUAACAGGAUGCCAAUUAUCAAUAAUAAAUAUGCAGUGAACCUACAGAUGGGAUUUAGAAUUUUUCUUAGAGUCAUGGCCAAACAUUAACAAUUGUUUGUUGGUGUGAAAGAGUUAACUGUUAAUUACAUACAAUUUGAUGAUGGAAUGGCCACGGGCUAUAAUUUUUGGAUGAUGUGAUUCUAAUACUGAAUGUAACUGUUUUUAAAUGCUUUAAUUGGUUAAUAUGUGUUAAUUUUAAAAAUGUAACUGUUUUUCAGUCAUUGUUUGUAUGUUUUCAAGGCAUCUAAUGGUUGCCAUAUGUAAGCCACCUUGAGUCUCCUUCGGGGUGGAGAAAGGCAAGGUAGAAAUAAAGUAAAUAAAUAAAUAAAUAAAUAUUUUGGGUGUUGUGUGGUUUCCAGGUUGUAUGGCUGGGUUCUAGCAGUUUCACCUGCAUCUGUGGCUAGCAUCUUCAGAGGAUCCUCUGGAGAUGCCAGUCACAGAUGCAGGCAAAACAUCAGGAGGAAAUUCUGCUAGAACAUUUCCAUACAGCCAGAAACCACAUAACAUCCCAGUGAUUCUGGCUGUGGAAGCCUUCAACAAAACCUGUUGAUUGCUUUUUGCAUUCACUUUACAGUCUAGGGAUGAGAAAAUAUAUGGUGACUGAAAACCAGUUGAGGGGAGCAGAAUGUUUUUGUUGCUACUUGCUUGCAUGGUUUACAUAGCUAUUAGGGGAGAGAUGGAUCAUAUCUGGAUACUUUGAUUUUAUUUGUUUGGUUUUGUAUGACGUAUAAAAUCCUGGAUGCCCAUCUCCAUUGGUUUUGCCUUGCAGAGCUGUGUACCCCAGACAAAGUAUCCUCUAUAUAUCCAGCAAUGAGGAAUUUUAUUUUUAUCAAGGGCAUAAGACUGAAUAGAAUAAGUCUGCCAUUGGCUCUGUUGGACCCCAUCAAUGAAAGGGCUAGAAUUAAUAUCUGUUUUGAAUUACAGUAGAGUUUCACUUAUCCAACACUCGCUUAUCCAACGUUCUGGAUUAUCCAACGCAUUUUUGUAGUCAAUGUUUUCAAUAUAUCAUGAUAUUUUGGUGCUAAGUUCGUAAAUACAGUAAUUAGUACAUAGCAUUACUGCAUAUUGAACUACUUUUCUGUCAAAUUUGUUGUCUAACAUGAUGUUUUGGUGUUUAAUUUGUAAAAUCAUAACCUAAUUUGAUGUUUAAUAGGCUUUUCCUUAAUCUCUCCUUAUUAUCCAACAUAUUCGCUUAUCCAACGUUCUUCCAGCCCAUUUACGUUGGAUAAGUGAGACUCUACUGUAUUUCAACAAUAACAUUGUCAGUGUCCAUUUUUAAAGCAUAUACCACAGUUUUGGUAUGAAACAGUGUGUCCUGGCACACUAAGACAUCCCUUCAAAAAAUGGUCAGCCAUAAUGAAAUUUUUCACAUUGGAGGAUAUCUUUAUGAAAAAACUGUGCAAAGAUGCCUUUAUUUUCCAAUCUUCCCCCUCUUCCCUUGCAUGUGUAUACACAUAUUCCUCAAUUUCUUAGUCAAAGUUCUUGAAGCACACUUGUGGGAAUGGGGCUUGGUUUGGUUCACCAAAAUCUUGAGGAGAUGGCGUCUCUUUAUGGUCCAAGAGAUAUCCAUGCUAUUUCCUAUUCAUGCAAAAUGCCAUCAUCUUCUAUACAGAGGGCAAUAUUACCGCAGCAAGGAAGCAAAUAAGCCCCUCCCUCAAUUUUAUGGAGGAUUCCUAAAGGGAGAAAUAGGCUAGUAUAAACUGAGCAUGGUCAAUUACCAUGAAGUGCUGACUGAAAGGCAGAACACCUUAUUUCUUUAGUGUUCAUUCUCUUUUUAUUUAUUUCACCAUAACGCAUACAGAGAAAAUUAAGACAUUUGCACUAGGAAGGAUACUGAGUGAAUUAAAUACUAGAGAUCCUUAGCUAGCUUGAUAGGAAAUUGAAGAGGAGGAAAAAAAAAUAUGACCUUAGUAUUUGUCACCUCAGCGAAUCACAUUGUUCCACUGGCCCAGUGAUGCGUAGAGCUGGAAAUAACGAAGAUGAGUACAAUAGACUUUCCCACAGACUGAGUUUUCCAGGCCAUUUAAUUCUCUCCAGUGCCUUGAGAGCCUUUCCAACACAGUUAAUGAUAAUAAAUUGUCACAUUAUCCUGUCCAUGGUGACCUGUUUGGUGACAUGCCAAAAUAUUCUUUCUACACAAAGCCAGAUCCAGGUGGAAUGAGGAAAUACUUUUAAAGACAGGUAAAAUGUACUCAGUCAGGGGAACGACAAUAAAUUGCCUGUCCUGGCAACAAUACUGAAAACCUCUUUAUUAAUACCUAACAAUGGCCAACCUAUUGUUGGGAAAAUAUUCUCAGAGCUCAAGGGCUUUCCUUGCCAUUUUCUUCAGAUUUUCCUGAGGAGGAACCGCAAAUGCCAGAACAAAAUAUUUUAACUAAGAUUGGGGAACAAUUUGAGCUACAAAUUAUUUAGCUUACUAUUACCAGUAAGGAGCCCCUGGUGGUGCAGCAAGUUAAACCACUGAGCUGCUGAACUUGCUGACUGAAAGGUCAGUGGUUCGAAUCCAGGGAGCAGGGUGAGCUCCCAAUGUUAGCCCCAGCUUCUGCCAACCUAGCAGUUCGAAAUCAUGCAAAUGUGAGUACAUCAAUAGGUACUGCUCUGGUGGGAAGGUAACAGUGCUCCAUACAGUCAUGCCAGCCACAUGACCUUGGAGGUGUCUACAAACAAUGUCGGCUCUUCGGCUUAGAAAUGGAGAUGAGCACCAACCCCCAGAGUCGGACAAAAUGAGACUUAAAGUCAGGGGAAAACCUUUACCUUUACCUAUUACAAGUAAUCCAACAAAGAUGGACAAUAAUACAUGCUUGUGGUCUUUGUAUUCCAAAACUUGGGACGAGGGACUUCAUUGAGGAGGGUCUUCAUCUCCAGUUUAACAUUUAUAUGUAGAAACAUUCUUGAUGUGGAAACUUCUCUUUAAAAAGUCAAGGAUCAUGCAUGAAAUCUCCAACAUGAUGCAACAUGUAUCAUGGACACUCAAGAAAAUAGGAAGCUACUUAUGUUUAGUUCAUUUAAUCCAGUAUUGUCAUCUCUUCCCUGAUGGUAUUCUCAGCUUGGCCUAACUUCCUAAAUCAGUCAAGCUCAGGCAUUUACAAGCUCAGGUAUGGUUUCUAAUCAUAUUUCUGAAUGCUUGAAUAACUCUGAUAGCAAAUCUAAAGCUAAAUCUCAUAGAGUAGUUCCUACUCCUGCCAUCACUGUAUAUUAUGUUUAUUGCAGGUGAAGGAAUCAUAGAAUCAUGGAGCAGAAAGGGAUUGCAGGAGCAGUCAAAUCCAGCCCCUUGCCAUACAGGGAUAUACAGUUUAAACACUCCUGAAAGUUGGCUCUACAACUUCUGUUUAAAGACCUCUAAGGAAGAGAAUCAUAGAAUAGUAGAGUUGGAAGAGACCUCAUGGGCCAUCCAGUCCAACCCCCUGCCAAGAAGCACUAGUCCACCUAACUAGUCCUAACUAGUCCACCGCCCUCCAGAGCAAUCUGUUACCUCCAGUACAAUUUUUGCCACUCUAUAUGAAGCUUCCUCCUUGUUGGGUGGGGGAAGAGGACAGGGACCAGCUAAAAUGUAUAUUAGAAAGGAGAGAGCAUACACCUACUCCCAGGCUAUGACAAAUAAUAUAAGUACACAUGAAAAAAUGUGAAGAGAAGAAAAAUGGAGGGAAGUCUUGUUUCUGUAUUCCACUUGGAUAUCCUGUGAUAAAAGGGUCAGGAUAACUGGUGUGAGGUCAACUUGCACACCUCUACUUCAUUUAGACUCCUAACCUACAGUGUAUUACUGUAUAGUCUGGGGGCAUAAUUCAUCUUGUCUCAGAUUCUGUAAGUGUCCUAUCAUGUCUUUUUUUCUGCCCCUUGUUUCCACUUGAGUGAAAUGCAGAGAUAUGAAAGCCAUUUCAUAUCUCUGCCUUUUGCUCAAGUGGAAAUGAGGAUGGAUUUCGCUUACCCUAUUAGGAGGAAUGAUUCCUAUAAUCUCUUACUCUUUCUAAAGUUUCUCAAGACAGCUAUUAUGUUACAUGAGUUAGAAGACAUUCUCAAAGUUGUACCAUUCAAUUUUUAUGCUAGUUUUGAAUUCUGAGAUGUUACCCAUAAUAGCUAGGCUUGAUACUGCCAUUGAGAAUCCUUGGGUGGCUGUCAAGGCCCAACAACAAUGAACCUAAUCCUCCCUUGUUGUAAGAGGGAUAUUAUCUAGAACAGUGGUUCUCAACAUGUGGGUCCCCAGGUGUUUUGUCUUACAACUCCCAGAAAUCCAAGACAGAUUACCAGCUGUUAGGAUUUCUGGGAGUUGAAGGCAAAAACAUCUGGGACUCACAGGUUUAGAACCACUGCUCUAGAUUGUCUUCAGCAUAGUUUUAUGUUGGGCAUUAUUAGAAAUUUGAAUGACAAUUCCAAGCUGCUGUGGUGCUUAUCAUAGCACUGCUUUCCUUGCCAAGGAAUGAAAAUAAUUCUUGCACAUUUUCUUAACCUUGAAAUUCGUAUUUGCAUGAUGUGUGAGAGAGAGAGACGCAACAGCCAGAAAGCUAUUGUCUUAUGUAUACAACAUUUUUUCUGUAAGAGAUGGCAUUUUUAUCCAAUGCAGAAUACCUGUGGACAAUGUGCAGGAUAUGGCCAACAUGCAACUAUUUUGACUACCAAGUGUGGCCUAUUGAAUCAUUCAGAUGGCACCAUCCCCAAUUUAAAAUUUUGAUGGCCAAUUUUUCCUUAAAGAAAAUUGGAUACUGAGAGUUUGCAUCUGCAACCUAUCAGAACAGAGCCCAGCCAACACAAUGGGAUGUAGAAUUUGUGUUCCAUGGGUGGAAGGGCUCUGAUCAUAGAAGGUACCUCUGUCUGAUUUUCAGGGAUUCUCCCAUUCUGAUCUUACAGCAAACUUUAUUUAGCAGCCUCACAACCCAGUAAAAGCAACAUAUGUCAAAGUAAAAGAGAAUGUUGAGACUCUUCUUUUUUCCCCCUGCCUGCCUGUAAAGUUAUUAUCAGGAUUAUCAUUCUGUAGAUAUUAUCUCAUGGAAGCCAUGCAAAUGAUCACUGAGUACUGUUUUCCUCUUAUUGAAUUACUGGACAGGAUAUACAUUCUGCCAUACUACCUUGAGAACAUACAAUCUUGCCUUAUUUCAAAAGCUAAGCAAGGCUGGGCCUAGUUAGCAAUCAGAUGGGAGAUUGCCAAAGGUAAGGACCAAUUAGCUUAAAUCAAGUAAUUUUUCAAUUAAAUUGGCAAGUUUUAUAAUGAAAAGGGGCAACUUAAUUAAAUUUAUUUUUGAACUUGAUUGAUCGACUUAAGUUGAAAUGUAAGCAUUAAUUUAUUAGCUUAAUUCCUGAAUUAAGUUAUUAAUUAACUUACUAAUUAAUUAAAUGAGAAACACUGCUAAAGAGCCAAUACAUUUAAUAUUGUCCAGCUGUUUCUUUUAUUAGUUAGUCAAUUAUUGUAUUCUAGUUUAUUCUUAGGUAUGUUGGUCUAUUUAAAAGGUUAAACCAAAAAGUGACAAAGGCAGUUUGGAAGAGGACAGCAUUCUUUGGUUCAGAUAGUUCUCCUAUGGUCUUCAUAAGACAUGAUACAGAAAUUUCUGAUUUUUCUAGGGAGCUAAAUUCAGAAAUUUAAUCCUGGACUUCGUGUUGUAAUUAAGGGUGGUACUUUUUGGUUCCCUUGAAACAUGUUUGUUCCUAAUGCACACUUGUUGAAUGCACUGAUGUGAGUGAUGCUUGCAUGAAGUCCUUGGGUACUCCCUUUUUUCGACAUAUGCCAUUUACAGACAAACUCCGUUUCAGAAAAUAAAAAAACUCUCAAAAGUCUAGAAACUUUAAGAAAAAAAGUUGAUCUUAAUUGAAGGUUCCUGUUUGAUCGAAGGAUCUAAUACAUCUAUAGAGAAAGCAAUUCAUUGUUAAGUGUGCUCUCACUCCAUUCUUCAAUCAACAAAAACACUGCCUCCUUAUGGGUCUUUCAUCAAACUGUCAAUUAUUAAAGGAGCUGUUCCUCUUUUUGCUUUGUACUGAAUAAUAUCUCGUGAGAAUGACCUGCAGCUUUUGGCUGUUAUAUUCUUCCUCUGCUGCUGUGUUAAAAGUACUAAUUCCAAAUUAAUGACAGAAAGUUACAUCCCCCAUCAGCCCCAAUAUAAAAACAAAUACAGGCAUUGUUAAAGGCACAAUAAGACCUAUCCUCCAGUGCAUACUUAUACAUAGCCAAUACAAGCAUCUUAAUAUAAAAAAUAAAAAUGAAAUGUGGCAGGAUUCAUACUCCUGACAGCAUGGGAUCCAUCUGCUCUCCUAUAUCAAACUGUCUGCUAGACUAAGCAGUAAGCUGGUUGUCCAUCUGUCAUUUCUAGAAGUGUAGUUUCACUGGAUUUUGCUGCCUGUUUUCAGGUCACUUGGGGAUUUAUGAAAUGAUUUGAACAGAAACCUGAAUCUGGUUGUUUCAGGUGUUGAUUUGGGCCGUGGAAUUGCAGUUCUUUGAAUGGCAUCAUGCAUUGCAUAUUGGUAGAGGAACAUACUGGACCUUGUAGUGCUAUCAUGGCUACCCUACAGAUGCUGUAUAUUAAUUAAUAUAAUCCAAGUGAUUGGCCAUGCAUUCUGGGAGAAAGCUGGAGCAUGUGUAGUGAUCAGUGGAUUUUUGAUAGAGCACAGUGCUUAGAAGUCCAUUGUGGAGUUCCACAGUGUUUCAAGAAAAUAAAUGUGUUGUUUUGAUUGUUUCAGGAUCACAAUGAUGAUAAAGUGGAAGUCGUUGAAAUCCUGGUGGAAUGUCUUAAGUGAUUGGUUUCCAUGUGGCUUAAUUACAACAUAAAUAUUAAGAAAUCAUAGGUAGAGGUGAUAAUUUUUGGGUGUAUGUGCUGAAAAUAUUUGCUUACUAGGCUUGAUCGAUCCACGAAAAAUUUGAUUCUAAACUCGUUUCAAAACUAGAGGGGGGCAGCUUUUCGUUUCUGAUGGUAUUUCCGAAUUUGGCCCCCCAAAAAAUUCGAAAUUAACGAAAAUUCGUUAUUUUCUAAAUUAAUUCGUUAAUGGCGGACGUGCAUGCGCAAUUCCCAAAAACAGCACAGAGGGAGAGGACUUUACAGGACUCUCCAACCCUCAUUUUUUGAGUGAUCUUCUUCCAACUUGGUACAGUGGUAGAACACAUUUAACACUGAUAGCUCACCAAAAUUUGGAACGUUUCCCUUAUCCUCUGAUUUUUGGCGAAUUUUCAUAGCUUUUAUAAUAAACCAUUUUUUAAUUGCAGAAAUCUGUUCCUGGUUUGAAAGUCUUAUUUCCUGUUAAAUUGGGUUGUCUUUACUGUGAAAGUCAUUGUUCUACUUCAGAAACUUUGUUUUUGUGGCUGAAACUUUGUUAAAUUGGUGUGUGUGUGAUAUAUACUGUGUAUAUAUAAUAUAUAUAUAGUCCCUGCAUAAUGUGUGUGUGUGUGUGUGUGUGUGUGUGUGUGUGUGUGUGUAUAGGUAAAGGUAAAGGUAUCCCUUGACGUUAAGUUCAGUCAUGUCUGACUCUGGGGGUUGGUGCUCAUCUCCUUUUCUAAGCCCAAGAGCCAGUGUUGUCCAUAGACACCUCCAAGGUCAUGUGGCCGGCAUGACUACAUGGAGUGCCAUUACCUUCCCGCCAGAGCGGUACCUAUUGAUCUACUCACAUUGGCAUGUUUUCAAGCUGCUAGGUUGGCAGAAGCUGGAGCUAACAGCGGGCACUCACUCUGCUCCCGGGAUUUGAACCUGGGACCUUUCGGUCUGCAAGUUCAGCAGCUCAGUGCUUUAACACACUUCGCCAUCGGGGCUCAUGUAUAUAUAAUAUACAUACACAUACACACAAUGUGGAGAAUAUGUGGAAAGGUAGAUAGAUAAGUUGGGAGCCACAGCGAAGGCACCUUCCUGGGAGCAAGGUUUAAUAAUAAUAAUAAUAAUAAUAAUAAUAAUAAUAAUAAUAAUAAUAAAUCCCUUACAAUAUCCAAGAUGGCUCACUGCUACAGAAUCUUGGGAGGUUUAGUUUGAUAUGGUACCAUUAUUGGCAGAGAAAGCUAAGCUGUAGGAGUUGAAAUCCAAUCAUUUAUCCUCCCUAUAGAAUCAAUUUUAUAUGCAUUUUUAGCUACAGAAAAGCUAAAAUCAGGACAGUAAAAGAACAACACCCAGAAAAUGGGAAUUCCAGACAGGAAACAAUCAGGGCCAGCUAAUACCUCCCAACAAAGGAUUCCCCCAGGUAGGAAGCAGCCAGGCUUUGAAGCUGCAAGGCUAUUCAAUGCUAAUCAAGGUGACCAAUUGCAACAUUCACACUUGCCUCCCACAGACAAGAGUUCUUUCUCCCACCCUGGACCUUCCACAGAUAUAUAAACCCCACUUGCCUAGCUUCGCACAGACGUCAAAACCUCACCGCCGGGCCCCUCUCUGUCUCUCUCAGUCUCUCCAUUCCUGGCUCCAUCCGCCGCCUUCCCGCCUCACAGAGAGACACCAGGCCUGAGCUGAGGCGAGGCGGCGGCGGCGGCGGCCAUUUCCCCCCUCCGUCUUCCUCCUCCUCCUCGGCCUCCUUCCCCCUCGCCCCCUCCCAUUGGCUGAGCCCGUGACGCCCCUUUUGCUGAGGGGCAAAAGGAAAGGGCCUGAAUGGUGGGAGUUUGGGUGAUUUGCAAAAGCUGUUUUUUCCUAACGAAAAAAACGACGACAUAACGAAAAACGGCCUCUCGCGAUUCGAAACCGCGAUAUCCAGACGUGUGGACAACCAAUGCUUCAAAAUUGCUUCAAAACAAACGAAAAUAACGAAUUAAUAACGGUUAACGGGGAAAACGAAUUAUUUGAGCAAGCCUAUUGCUUACUAUAGUGCAAUUCUAGUGCCUAUUGGCUUGGAGUUAAAUAUUGUUCCCAAAUGUAAAGUAGCUAUGAAUAGGUACAAAGUAGCCUUGUUCAAACAUAUAGCUCAAUUUUGCUGGCUUAUGUGAUCCUCCCACAUCACAUUCUUAGUAUGUAUUGAGGGGAAAUCUAGACACAACAUAUAUAUCAGUGUCUCCAAAUUAGCCCUGUUGUUCAGCCUCUCUUAGAAACAGUUGCCAAACUCCAGCUCUAGUAAUAGUUCAUUGCUUACUCCUGGAUAAAUUUGUCCUUCAAAUGUUUCUAGGUAUAUUAUCUCAUGAAUACCCUUCAGCAUAAACAAGGACAGCAAUGCCAGUAUUUUGAAUCUUUAUCUUGUAAUGACUUCCAUCAUUUUUUAAACUUCCAAGCAAAGUAAUUUGAUCCACCCUAGUGAUGUGCAGAAUGAAGCUUCUCUGCAUAUCACUAGCAUGGAUCAAAUUGCUUUGCAUUGAAGUAAGAAAAGAAAUCUCACAGUUUUCAGGAUUUUGACCUGACCAUUAGGAAUUCUCCAACUCCCACCAAGAGAUCUUGUUUUCAAGGUAUGUCCAAGACUCCAAGAACUUCUUUCACUAUCCUUUCUGUGGGUUUAAUAAAAUGUCUCUAUGGAAAAUAGUACCUUUCUUUUUGUCAAGAUAAGCAAACACAUAGAGAGAACAAACACUAGAAGGUAUGGCAACUGAUCGUACAGAUACAAACAAUUCAUCCGACAUUCUCUAAAUUUAUUUUUUAUUUUGAUUAAGCCAUAAUUCAAAUUCAAUGACAACUAAUUGAUUUAUGGAACUCAUUUUCAUUCCCAUUUCAACAUGUCCCACAAGAGAUUUUGUUAUUCUGUGAAAUCCUCUUUUCACUGAUCUUGAAAUUCAUUGAGGAUUUUUCUUGGGCAAAAACAUGCAUUCGAUCUUGAACUUUGCUUGAGGUGAACUCUUGCCUUUUCACCUCUUGAAUCUUAGUUCAACUGUGCAAAGGUGAGUGUACUAUAUAAAAAAGUCAGAUAUAUUCUAAACUCAUUGCUUCUGAGAGUUCAAAAGUUGUAUUUAAAAAAAAUGCCUUAUGUAAAUGAAAAACAAAUCUUCCUAAAGCCUAAGCUUGUCAGUUUGGUUUAAGUAUUUCCGGUAAGAUUAAUUGAAACAGCAUUAUUGGGGGAAAUGCAACCCACACACAUUUACCUCAGAAGACAUAACCACAGUUCUUAUUUCAUGCACAAACAGCUAACAUAAAAAGGUCUGGCAUGUUCCUUCCUAAAAGCAAUACAGCAGCUAAAGGCUAUGUUUUUCAGAACAGCAUGCCUGGAGUUAGUUAUGAUACAACUCCAAUUAACAUUAAUGAGAUCUGUGAUAAUAAUCGUUCUUGCAUGGUUGUUAAAAUGCACCUCCAAGGUCUAUAGAGGACAUGAUCAGCUUAGGCAAAAUACACUUAAAAUAAACAUGAAACAGCUAUACAAUGGGAAUGAUAUCCUCAUUACCAAAUUUUGUAGAACUGUGCAUUACUUAGAAUAAUACAACUAUGCCAAGAAAUAAUGUGUGUGUGUGUGUGAGUAUGUGUAUGGCUAGGCAUGUGCAAUCCAUGAAAAAAAUGGUUCAAUGCUUGCUUCAAAAGUAAGGGGUGCUGGUGCUUUGUUUUCUAAAGUCAUUUCCGAAUUUUGAAGCAAAAAAUUCAAAACUUUCAAAAAAUUUGGAAUCUUCGUAUGUACCUCGAUAAUGGCGGAUGCGCAUGCACAUGAAGGAAAACAUUAUUGUCAAUAGGGAAACUUGAGGGGCUUCUCUCUCCCUCAUUUUUUGAGCUAUCCUAAUGAAAUUUGCUACAGUGGUAGAACACAUUUACCACUGUUAGCUCACCAAAUCUAAGAAUGUUUGACUUAUCCUCAGAUUUUUGGUGAAUUUUCAAAGUUUUUAUUAAAACAUUUUUAAUAAUAACAAAAAUCUGUUCCUGGUUUGGAAGUGUUAUUUCCUGUUUCAUUGGGUUGUUUCUACUUUGAAAGUCAUUGUUCUACUUCAGAAACUUUGUUUUUGUGGCUGAAACUUUGUUAAAUUUAUGGACAGAGACUCAACAAACCAUAAUGUGCUAAUUUUUAUAGGACCAUGUCCCUUGUGAAAAGACAAAGUUUUGGCAGUGUAAUAAAGUUUUGCCAUACUUUUAUGACAGAACCAAUUAGGAAAUGUCAUUUAUCAAUAAGGAACAGAAAUCAUAGCACACCAUCAAAUCACUCCUGACAGAUAGCCAUCAGCCUCUGAAUAAGGAAAUCUGUUCCUGGUUUGAAAGUGUUAUUUCCUAUUUCAUUGGGUUUUCUGGGGCAGAAAGUGUGUGACUUGCCCAAGAUCACCCAGUAGGUUUCCAUGGCUGAGUGGGGAAUCAAGCCACAAUUGUAGUCCAACUCUCAAACCACUACACUACACCAUGCUUAAGAGCUCCAUAAAAACCAACCAGGAAGGGAAGGGGGUUUUCUCUCCUGGAUAGCAGCGGGUUUAAGAGUCCCAUAGAAACCAACCAGGAAGGGAAGGGGGUUUUCUCUCCUGAAUAGCAGCGGGUUUAAGAGCCGCAUAGAAACCAACCAAGAAAGAAAGGGGGUCUUCUCUCCUGGAUAGCCAGGAGAGAAAACGCUCCAGGCUUGGUUUCUAUGGGGCUCUUAAACCCCAAUGCUAGCCAGGAGAUUGGUUGAAUUAAAACACUUUCUCAUAUAGCCGAAGGUAUUCUGAGGCAUGGGCGCCACAACGCUUCGAAUUGGAAGGGUAAUUUGAAGUGCCAAACUACCUCAGAACCCCGUUCGGAACCCAAAAUAUAUACAAUUUUAUUACGAUUAACAACGAUUCCGAUUAAUUCACCCAUGCCUAAUGGUUACUAAAGAAGGAACAACAUGCACAAAUAAGGGAGAAUAUUAAUGGAUUGCUAAUCCAGCAAUUUAUGUCUAGCUCUGACCCACUAGUCUCCUCAGGGGUGAGCAUAUUGGGAUCAAUAUCAGAUGAUUUUGUGACAAGCAAAUAGAAUUAACUACUUUACUGCAGACUAUUGUUGCAGCUAGACAAAGACUUUUAUUGUUGUAUGCUGCACACACAGUAAGGGAAAUUCUGCCUAGCACAGAAUAUUAACAAUUACCAGUUGUCAUUAUUUUGUCCAUUCAUUUAUUACCUCCUGUUCAAGUGUAUUGUAGUCCAAUGGCUCCCAAACCGGGGUCCCCAGAUGUUUUUGGCUUUCAACUCUCAGAAAUCCUAACGGCUGGUAAAUUGGCUGUGAUUUCUGGGAGUUGUAAGCCAAAAACAUCUGGGGACCCCAGGUUGAGAUCCACUGAUGUAGUGAUUUGAACAUUGGGCUAUGACUCUGCAAGUGAGAAUUUAAUAUCUCGCUCAGCCACAGAAGCCACUGAGUGACCUUGGGUGAGACACACAUUCUCAGUGCCAGAAGAAAAACAUGUUAAGUUUGCCAUAGAAUUGCUGUGAGUAGGAAAUGACUUGAAGUCAGAGAAUAACAAGAUAAGUCUGCUUAUGUCUUUCUUCAAGGAAUGGGCUUUUCUCCUUCACCCUAAACUACAUGAAUAAUUGUUUUCCUUUUAUAUGCCCCCCCUUUUUUCUGGAAGCUUCUAAGCUUGUAGUCAAAGAAACAUAAAAUCCACAGUCAGCUCAUUUUAUGUGGCUUUUCCUUGGGUGAAAAAGGGGUGACUUUGGAUCUCUUGACAAUGCUUUACAAGUUUAUGAAAAGUUGGUUCACAUCCUCUAGAGCAGUGGUUCUCAACCUUUGGAUCCCUUGGUGUUUUGGCCUACAACUCCUAGAAAUCGCAGAGAGUUUACCAGCGGUUGGGAUUUCUGGGAAUUGAAGGCCAAAACAUCUGGGGAACCACAGGUUGAGAACCAUUGCUUUAGAGCCUGGACCUGGAUUGCAAUACCACUACCAAGUCUCCCCACUGCUGCUAUAACUCUAUCUAGCGGUAUCUCGGAGAAUAAGUGGGAAGGCAAAUAUCCUUGAUAUGGUUGAGAAAAUACCACUUGAUUCAAUAAACAUCUGUGCCUUUUCCAUUUCUGUUUUAUACAUAAUUCCUGUUAUUGUUUUUUUCUCAAACAUCAGAAACCAUUAAGAAUAUAAUCUUCAGAACUCCUGAAGUUCCUAGGACUACUUAUUCUUCAAUGUGUCUUCCUAUUAAAAAGUAUAUAAAAUCUGACUUCUUAAAAGGAGUGAAGAAAAAAAGAAUGCUAUAGAGAAAUUGUACAUUUUCAAGAGUCUUUCUGGAGUCUCUCUGUAUGAUACAAACAAUUUUAAAAGAUAAAGAAGGCAACUAUUUUCAUGGGCAAUCAGCAUGCCAGCUUACUUUGUGUGUUUUAACUUAUACACCAAUAGUAAUGAAAAUAUAUAAUACACCUCAGCAUGGAACAGGUCAGAAAAAUAGGCUGUGUCACAGCUCAGAAUAAGGUAUUUGGGUCUUAACUGUGCAGGCAACUUAAUGCUUCUGCACCCUCUUUUUGUGGCCGGUUGAUAAUUAUUUAGAAUUCAUAACUUGUGUAAGCCGCCCUGAGUCCCCUCGGGGAGAAGGGCGGGGUAGAAAUAGCGGAAAUAAAUAAAUAAAUAAACUUUACAGUACAAUCCCCUUAUACAGUGGAGUCUCACUUAUCCAACAUUUGCUUAUCCAACGUUCUGGAUUAUCCAACACAUUUUUGUAGUCAAUGUUUUCAAUACAUCUUGAUAUUUUGGUGCUAAAUUUGUAAAUACAGUAAUAACUAUGUAGCAUUACUGCAUAUUGAACUACUUUUUCUGUCAAAAUUGUUGUAUAACAUGAUGUUUUAGUGCUUAAUUUGUAAAAUCAUAACCUAAUUUGAUGUUUAAUAGGCUUUUCCUUAAUCUCUCCUUAUUAUCCAACAUAUUUGCUUAUCCAACACUCUGCCGGCCCGUUUAUGUUGGAUAAGUGAGACUCUACUGUACAUAGAUUUCCCUUACUCAUGCCUCCCCAUGAGAGAGAGAGAGAGAGAGAGAGAGAGUAGAGUCUUGCUUAUCCAACAUAAACGGGCUGGCAGAACACUGUGCAUAGGAAUUUGUUAAUUUUUUUUCAAAGUAAUCUGCCCCCCCCCCCCCCACAACAGUCUAAGGGACCGUGAACUGUACUCUGCUUUAGGUUUGAGGACUCAUGCUCUUUGGUUUCAGGCAUUCAUGUUGAGGGACGGCCUUGGAGUGUAUCUCAUGCAGAUGCGGGGUCAUAUAAAACUCCAAAGAUAGGAACGCAAAACUGCCAUCUUGAAGAAAGUCAUAUGCAACUCCUACAUUUAGCUUCUGUUUUUGAUACCAGAUGUGGCCAUCCAUAAAAUCCAGUUUUCAUGAGAAAGAGGGAACAAAUGUCUUGCUGCAUGGCCAGUAUUUGUUAUGUAUGAUAUGAUGACAAGCAUAUAAUUGGUUCUUGAUGUAUUUUUCUUGCAUUGGUUGGAAAUUCAAUAUUUUUCAUUGUUACCUACUCAACCAAAUGUCUAAGUUUCGUAAGAUGUUUAAUGGUAUUAGUUCUAUAUUUAAAUUGAGCAUAUUACCUUGCUCUUUUAGUUUUGCAAAGGUCAGGUGAAUGUAAAAAUUAAAGGCUGUACUGAAGGCAUUUGAGAAAAGUGUUCAAACUUCAAAGUCCUGUAAUCACUAUAAUAGGUGAUCUUAUUAGUAUCAAGUAAAUUUCUAAAAAGUGAUAAGGACUGGUGGAGACUGUAUGUAGCAUUGUAAUGAGGUUAAAUAUUUAGGUAUUUUAAAUUGUUAGAUUUGAGAGGGAGAAAAGCUCUAAGGCCAAUGAAAAUGAAUUCAGUACUUGGAAAUAAUAAGGAAAGACCAUGAGGCUAGUUUGGGCAUGGCCUAUGACCCUGGAAACCAAGGUUUAAAUCCUUUGCUUGGCUAUGGAAACUCACUGGGUGACAUUGGGGAGUCAUUUGCUCCCAGCUUCUGAUGAUGGCAACUCUCUUCUGAACAAAUGGAGCCCAGAAAACCUAUCAUAGGUUCAUCUGAGUUAGAAAUAACUUAAAAGACACUACAACAACCAUGAGGUUGAACUUUGGCCAUGUUUUAUUUUAUGGAUCUUUAUUUCAGUGCCUAUCAUUUAGUUUACUUAGACAAAUGUUCUUGGAUGCUGGUUUUUUUUUUAACAAACUUUCCAGCCUUGGCAAGACACAGUCAUUAACACCCCAUGUCCUCCAAAACAUGGAUUGCAGUUUUGAAUUAUAGGGAGAUUAUUUCAUAUGCAGCCCAGAAAAAAGCAAUAUCUCAACAUUCUCUUCUCCCUAACUUACACUGCUUUAAGCAAAACUUCCUAAGUCACACACACCCAUUUGAUCAGAUGUAGAAAAUUAAUUAACCUAUAGCAGAUGUCCAGAUAGGCAGGCUAAGAUUAUUUUGGACCUCAGCAAUAGAUAUGCACAACUCUUAUUCUUGCAGUCACACUAUCAAUUUUCCCAUGUUAGCUCAUUUAUUUUUUAUUUAUUUUUUAUUUAAACUUAUAUGCCGCCACUCCCCUAGGGCUCGGGGUGGCUUACAAGAAAGGCUAAAAUCUAACAAUUUAAAAACAUCUUUAAAAUAUAUAUUUUUAAAAAAUCUCAAAAACACUCCUCCAGGGCUCGGAGUGGCUUACAAAAACAGCUAAAAUCUAAGCAAUUUAAAAACAGCAAUAGCGGAGAUCAAAAGCCUGCUGAAACAGGUGUGUCUUAACUGCCCUGCGGAAGACUGAUAAGUCCUGCAAGGCACGAACUUCAGGCGGCAGAAUGUCUUAAAACUGGGAACUUCCAAAAGAUCUUGCUCCUCCGAACGGAGAGAUCUCUGGGGUUGGUAGGGGGUGAGGCGGUCCCUCAGGUACAUUGGCCCUAGACCAUGUAAGGCCUUAAAGGUAAGCACUAUCACUUUGAAAGUGAUCCGGUGCUCAAUUGGUAACCAGUGCAGCUGUAGUGGGAUUGGUGUUAUAUGACAUCUCAUCGGGACUCCCGCAAGAAGUCGAGCAGCUGCAUUUUGUACCAACUUGAGCUUCCAGAUCACCGACAAAGGAAGGCCAAUGUAGAGGGCAUUACAGUAGUCCAGUCUUGAGAUGACUGUGGCCUGGAUCACUGUAGCUAAGUCAUCCCUUGACAGAUAGGGGGCCAGCCGUCUAGCCUGCCGCAGGUGAAAGAAGGCGGUUCUACUAAUGGUGGAGACCUGGGCUUCCAUCGUCAGCAGAGGGUCCAAAAGGACUCCUAAACUCUUUACCAAUGAUGACGGGCGUAGCGCCUUGCCAUCCAAGGUAGGCAACUGGAUAUCCCCACUGCCCGGUUGACCCAGCCAUAAGAUCUCCGUCUUUGCUGGAUUCACCCUCAACCUGCUGGCACGCAGCCAUCCAGUAAUAGCCUCGAGGCAUUGAUGAAAGUUAUCAGGUAAAGAGUCCUGUCGGCCUUCCAUCUUCAACAUAAGCUGAGUGUCAUCAGCGUACUGGUAGCACUCGAGUCCGAAACCUCGAACCAGCUGAGCAAGUCAUGACUCUGAUAUUAACACGAUGCUCUGAUGUCAGUGAAUCCCCACUUGGUUUUAGUCUGAAUUAUAAAGGAGAUGUCCAAAGGGCUGAAUCCUGUCCCAUAAAUAAUUCAGGAUCUCAGAUAGCUCCUUUAAUGUUUAAACUAAAACCCACAGUAAAUACCCUAGAAUUAGAUCCACUAGCCAUCACCUUGUGCUUCUCAUCCACUCUGUCUUGCUGUUUGGAAUAUUCCCCUCAUGUAAAGGUCCUGAUCUGUGUCGGCAGAGCAAAGAGGAAUGGGUUUCUUCUAUCAAAUGGAUAUCAGCUCAGAUCCCAAGAGAGGUUCAAAUUGUUGAAGUGGGAAUGAUUGUAUAUAGAGUUGUUUAAAUGUAAUUGAGUUAUAGUGAUGCAAUGUGAGCUGGGGAUUGCAUCAUGCACUGUCUGCUGUCCGCUAUGCAAGUGUGCAAGUGUGUAAAGAGUUAACUGAGUGUUGCAUCAUACAGCAGAGGUGUUUAUAUAUAUAGCCUUCUGCUUCCUGUAUUCUCUCUCUGGUUAUCUGCUCUCUGCACUCUGUCUGUAUGUAUAUUGUCUUGUGAGAGUUUUCCGUUCACCAUUAAACCUGUUUACAGAUAGUUGAAGUCUCCAGCCUCGUUACUGGUACCAGUGCUUCUACGUGAGUCUUCUGCUGCGUGUGUGCUUAUCCAAACCGCGCUCUGACAGUGGUUAUGGGCCCAGUCUGCCCAGUUUGCCCAGUUUGCCCAGAGUUCAGAAGUCCAGCGGAACCCAGAGGAACCCAGAAGGACCAGUGACUCCAGCUGAACCAGCACCAGAGCCUGCUACUCCAGAACCUGUGACUGUGCCAGAACCAGACCAGUUUCCAGUGUACCCAGUAUACUGUCCAGUCUGUGUGGAGCCAGAAGUCCGGGAGCUGAGUGGUGAGCUGAGCCGUGUGCUGUGUGAAGGAAGCCAUUCUGGUGAGCCGUGCUUAAGCUGCUUGAGGGGGAGAGUUUUGUCUUCGGAGGAAGCAAACUUUGUCCGUAGCAGCAGAAAAACCGUGGUUUGCAGCGGAGCGUGCUGAGCUUCAGAGAAAUUUACGAAGCGAACGUGCAAAGGAAAAGCCAUAAAAAGCCAUAAAUUCCUGUGAAGGUGAGGACUGCCGGGCUGUGCUGAGCGUGUGUGUCGUCAGCUGCUAAAGGCUUUAUCUCGGGGAAUCGAGGGUCCUCCAGGAAGGCAGAAUGGCAAGUUCAAAUCCUUUGACUGUUUUUGGUAAAUUAAAUGACAGAAAUUAUAAGGAGUGGAGUAUUUAUGUGAAGCAUCUGUUAGUCAGAGAAGGACUACAAAACACUAUAUUAGGAACGGAACAAGACGCAGUGAAAAAUGGGAGAGGACUGGCAACAUUGGUUUUGAGUUUAAUGCCAAGUCAGUUGGUUCAUGUGCAGAAUUUGCAAACUGCACAGGAGGUAUGGAAUGUGUUGAAGCAAGAGCAUCAGAGACAGAGUACUCUUGGAAAAAUGAUUUGGACUAAACGCCUUUAUAGAACUACAUUGGAAGGAGCAGAUGUGAGGCAACAUGUGAAGAGGAUGAAAGAUUUGUUUAUUGAAUGCCAAAACAGAGGUGUUCAGAUUGCUAAAGAGCAACAGGCUUAUAUUAUGAUGUCCAGCUUAACUGCUGAUUGGGAUCAUCUGUUGCAUUCCUUGCAAAAUGUGCCAGAAGGAGAUCUGAGUCUGGAUUUAGUGUGUUCCAGGAUUUUGGAAGAAGCUGAACGUCUGGAGUUUGAGAGAGGAGCCUCGUGUGGGAGAAGUUACCAGAGCGAGGGGGAGUCAACUCCAGAGAUGCCAAGCCAGACAGCUGCUUGUGCGAGUGUGAGAGCUGUAAGGAGAUGUUUUAUUUGCAACAGGCCAGACCAUUUAGCAAGAAAUUGCCAGAGCUGAGGAAGACAUCAAGAGGACACCAAUCCAGAGGUGGACACAAGAGGAGUGGACUGAACAAUAAUCCUGAGCCGAGAGAUUUGAUGGCUGCAAAUGAAGAUGGAAACAGCGAAAGAAGUAACAAAUGGGUUUUGGACUCAGGUGCCACUCACCAUAUAACAAAUGAUAUUUCUCUGUUGAGAGAUGUACAAGAUUUGGAAACAACAAAUGUAACAUUGGCUGAUGGGUCAUUUAAAUGGUUUUCUAAAUUUGGAACCUGUUAUAUUCCAUGUUUGAAAUUGCAUUGGGAGAAAGUUUUGUAUGUGCCAGAAAUGAAGACAAAUUUGUUAAGUGUAGCCACAUUGACUGAUCAACAGUUUAAAGUGUUCUUUAAAGGAAUUUAUUAUGUUCGUGAUAGGGAAGGAAAAUUGAUUGGCAAAGGAGUAAAAAGAAACAGAAUGUAUUAAAUGUUUGAAAAAGUGAACAACAUUGAUGGAGAAAAUGUAGAAGUUAUGUGCGUAGGAGGUCAAAUUCAACAUGAUCGUUCUCUGCAUUUAUUCCACCGAGUGAUGGGUCAUGCUAGUAUGGAGACAUUAAAGAAGACACUCAAUUUGUGCCCUAAUCAUAAAAUGGAGUCAUGUAACUAUGAUUUAGAUUGUGCCAUAUGUAAUGAAGUGAAGGAAGAUCCUGUAAAAUUUUACGAGAGAUCUAAAAUAAGUGUUGAUGGCAUGUUUGAAAAGGCACAUGUACAUAUUGAGGGACCUUUUGACAAAAGUACUGGUGGAUCUAAAUAUAUGAUGCUUGUUGUAGAAAGAAUGAGCAGAUUUGGUUAUGCAUAUUUCUUUGCAAACUUAUCAGAAGCAACUAAAAAAUUGAAUGAUUGGCUAAAUUUGGUAGAAAAUGUGUAUGAAAAGAAAUUGGACACUUUAAUAAUUGACAAAGGUGCAGGAGUCUGUGGCAGUGAAUUUAAAGCAUUGUUAAGGUCAAAGAAUAUUAAUUGGAUUGAAAUUGAACAAAUGAAAGGUGAAGAAGGUGUUGCUGAAAAAAGAGCACAACUUUUAAAUGUGAUGAAAUUGUGUAUGUUUAAAGACAGCCAUAUAGCUAACAAUUAUUGGCCAGAAGUGUUACACACGUGUAAUUAUUUGACAAACAGGCUAUGGGAUGAGUGUGUGCAAGACAUUCCUUUUCGUAAAAUGUAUGGUCAUGUACCAAAUUACAAGUUUUUGAGAAUAUUUGGCCAGAGAGCAAAUAUAGUCAUCCCAGCCAGUGAGAGAGCAAAUAAGAAAGAAAAAUACAAAGAGAUGACGUUUAUUGGGUACAGUAAAAAAUCUUCUUGAUCAUUCUAAGUUUUGGCAUAUAUAUACACGUUUUGGACUAUCUGUGGGAUAUACACAUUUUUACACUUUGGAAUCUUCGCUUUGACUGAUGACUUCAGUCAGGUCCAGGAAAAAAACUGCACAUAGAAAAAUGUGCAAACUCCAAAUAUAUGUAAACACUGCAAGAAUCUAAUUCAAUCAAUAUGUGAAGGGAGGCAGGGAAAUUAAAAAUGUGCACAUAAUGAUCACAUUGAAAGAAUCACCAAAAAUGGUAUCCACACUGCUAAGAAGGAAGAAGGCAUGCUUGAAUGUAGGAAAGGGGGCAUAUUAUAAAUCAGCUGAUCUUAAGUACUAGAUUUCAAUGGAGGACAUUUCUGAUUUCUUAUUUAGACAGCCACAGAUGUGGCAUCAUCAUUCUGAAUUUUGUUAAGAUUAAAAUCCUAGCAAUAAUUGGAGGAGAGUUCUGCGAUUUAUCAAUAGAACCAGUUACAAAUCUUAACUUGGCCAUAAUAUGCUUUGGAGGUUUGCCUCUCUGCAAAUCAUAAUAUGCUUUGCCUCUCAGUCUAGCCUAGGUCACAUGGCUAAUAUGUGGAAAUAUUAUGCACAUGUAUAUACACAUACACACAUAUGUCAAGAAGGUUGAUUGUUGAAAAUUAUGGCACCGUUAAAUCUUUGCAGCCAUUGUGGAUUAUAAAUAUACAUACAUCCCAGGAGAAAACCUGAGAUUGUUUGGUCUAACUGUCUCUCUAAGUACCUGGGGGAAAAAUGACUCUGGCCUUUUGCAGGUAAAGCAAUUUCUUUCUAUCUCAAAUAAUCAGUGUUUGUGUCUUGAGUCAAUUUCCAUCCACUUUAGUAGGUGACGCAAGUCAUAACAAUGACCACAGUUACUCUGUCUGGUAAUAUGCAGUGAAGUGCUGUUUUAUUUUGUCACUUGGAAAAUGGCAAAUUGUUUGAAAUUUGCACAAACAUGGCUAAUGCCCUCAGUGUGAUGGGCAAGAGAUUGCAUUCUGCAUUCUGAGCUAUUUAAAUGCCAUUCCACACACUGUGUGAAACAUCUUAUUAGGUUUACCAUUAACCACCUGACAUAAGUCAUCUUACAAGUCAACAGAGUUGCUAGUUAAUGUUAACAAAUGUGACAGUCACACACCAUUGCCCCUUCUUGCCUUUCAUCUUUUAUUAUGUCAAUGUUAUGUAAGCACGGUCUUCAGGAGGACAAAUCGAUAGUACUGUAGCAAGUAUUUAUCAUAAUCCAACAAGCACAUUGACUUGCAUGCUUUUCCCUCUCCGUAGUAUCCGGGAACACACAGACACACUGAUUUCCUCUAUAGUGGAUUUCUCUGGAAGGAUUUCUCUGAAAGUACUGUUGAGUUGGAAGCCCUUUUCAGAUGCAUACUUUCUCAGUUUUUCCCAAAACUGCCCACUUUGUGGGGCUGAUAUAAAGAACAACAGUUUGCAGAUUGAAUCAGACUAAAGAGAUUUUCAGACUGAAUUGAACCAUCUAGUCCAGUGCUUUUAGCUAGUGAACCAGUAGUGGCAGCCCUAAUAUUUUGUCAGACUUGUCUGUCAUCUUGAUACCUAAAGAACUCCAAGGAUGCUCUGUAGCACAGCACUCCAGUAUUUCAGUUAGUGGAGAUGCAGCCUGGAACUCACUGUAUGUAAACCAAAUAUUCUACCAUUAAUCUGCUGCCCAUAUCUUGAACAAAGCAGUGUAGAUGUCCUUGUCAAUUGAAACCAUGUGAAUUUGUGUUUUCAUAUCAUAAGGUUUGCAUAUAAUAAAGUUUGCAUAUGGAUGUUUCUAGAUUUUCCAUCUUCAAACUUGUCUGCAAGGCAAGACAGCAUUAGACAAAGAACAGCAGGUGAAGUUACCUAUCUCAAGGCAGUGGAGGUCUAAGACUGCAGAUUCCAAUUGUCUGAAUAGUUGAGAAGUUGUAAGAUGAAAAAUGUCAUAUGGCACGUAUUUAGGAAGGCAUUUGAAUGUAAAAGCUACAAACAUAUAAAUUUAUUUUCAUUUUCUGUAUGUGCAUAUGUACCUUCAAGUUGCCUGUUGACUUCAGAAUGACCUUAACAAAUUAGAGAGCUGGGCCAAACCUAACAAAAUUAAUUUAACAAGGACAAAUCGAUACUACACUUAGGCAGAAAAAAUGAAAUGCAAAGAUACAGAAUGGGUGAUAUCAGUACAGUGUUUGCUCACUUAUUUUGGGGGUUACGUUCCAGGACCACUCGCAAUAAGUGAAAAUCUGUGAAGUAGGGGCCCUAUACUUAUUUUAAUAUUUGCACAUUAUAUUAGUAGUUAGAUGGCCUUUCUCCCCUUUAAAAGCCUUCUUCCUGUGCUGCUUCUUGGCACCCUCCACUCUGGUGCCUGCCAGUUUCCCUUUUGCACAUGCACCUCCCUCUCGUCAGCAUCCAGAGUGGUCUGGCUGAAUGCCAACGAGAGGGAGGAUGCAUGCGCAAAUGGGGAAACUGGCAGGCACAGCUGUUCAGAAAAAACCACGAAGCAGUGAGGGAUCAAAAAGCGAACCACAAAGUAGAGAGGGAACACUGUACAUGUGAAAAAGAUCUUAGGAAUUUUCAUGGACAACAAGCUGAACAUGAGCCAACAAUGUGAUGUAGCAGUUACAAAACUUAAUGGGAUUUUGGGCUGCAUCAAAAGGAGGCUGGAUGGCCAUCUGUUGGAGGUACUUUGUGUUUUUUCUGCAUGGCAGGGGGUUGGACUAGAUGGCCCAUGUAUUCUAUGAUUCUAUAAACUUAUGGUGAACCCAUGAAUUUCAAAGUUUUUUUUCCUAAGCAAGGGAUAUUCUAAGUUGUUUUUGUCACUUCCUUCUUUGGCCUGUAGCCUACAUUACCUAGAAUUUGUUCCUUAAAAGAUGUGGUUUUUACUAAUUUAUGAAGAUUUCAAGAUUUUGUUCAAAUAAGUGAAUUACAUAUUUGGAGCAGAACCUGAGAAUUUAAAAAAUGCAGUUAAAAUUUUCCUUGCCAUUGUCCUGGUCCUUCUGAAAUUCGUACCCGAUAAAAUGGUGCUAUUGACAAUGACACUUGGGUAGCAUAGUACUAGAUUUGCAAGCCAAUGUAAUAAUAAUAAAAAAAGAUACCAGGAAGAAUUUCCAGCUGGAUUUCCUUAGCAGAGUAAUAUGAUUGCAGAGGACAUGUGUUAACAUUCUAAAGAUUAUAAAUCCUUUUUACCAAAGCUGGAACGGGGGGAAAUGUAGUUUCUCCUUGUAGAGCAACACCACUUUCAGCGAGCUGGAGCAUUUCUGCAUGCAUUAUAUAACCUUUCAUGACACAGAAAGAACACUGUCUCCAUUCACAAAGCUUCCAUUAACUUCAGGAGGUCAGCACAUGGCUAAUGUCACUCCCCUUUGGUCUUAGAUUACCUUUUAAAAACUAAUAAAGCCUAAUUAAAAUUCAGCUAAUGUAAAUCUGUAUUUGGUAUUCCAGCACAAUUGGGUUAAUGUGAGCAAGUGCAGAGGGGAGCAAAGAGCAUUGUUCAGGAGCUGCUCAGAUUAGCUGAAAUACUAUUUCACUAAAAGCCUUUUUUAAUGCAGCAGGAUUUGACAAAAGCAAAUAAUUAGGUUUUCUUCAUUUUUAAAUUGAACUUUUCUUUCUAAUGGCUGCUCAGAGCUUGGGAGAGACAUUGGCAGUGCAGUUUUAUGAAUCCACUGCAGACGGAGAGUUUGGGUUUUACAUGCUCCAAAGAAGACGAUGUACAAAAGCCCAUCUGCCAGAGUAGCCACUGUAUUUCUAAAAGAUGUCCCGCUCAUUGAACAACUGAGCAAAAAUUCAACCUGUUUUCAAGGAACUUUCUCCAUCAAGAUUUAUGGAAAACACCCCCUCCAGAAUAUGAUAUAGGUUUGAACAGUGGGAUGAGAUAUUUAUUUAAUUAAUUAAUCCAUUUCUAUCCCAAUCUAUAACUGCACAUCAAGUAAAAAACUGAGAAAAAAACAUUGUUUCUGCCUUAGACUUCACAUUGCAUGUUCACUUAUGGUGACCCCAUAAAUUUCGUAGAGCUUUCAUAGUGAGCCAAGAUGGUGGUUUGUCGCUGGAAAAUUGCAAAUUGUUGUUGAAAAGAAUUAUUCGUUCAUAGAGGAUUUCAUUGUAAGGAGGAAAAACAGAUAUGGUUUGGGGAGUUCAUGUGUUUUCCCCCCCUGUGUUCAGAAAUUUCUUUUCUGUACAGAAUGUAUUUUCUGAGCAAAAGAAAAUCAUGGCAAAUUUUGUGUCUCCAGCUAUGGCAUUUACAUUGGGAAAAAGAAAUCUUAUUUUCUGUGCAGAAAAAUACUGCUAACUGCCCAGAAAAUACAAAAGAAACCAUGUGAACAUUUUGUGUAGAAUAUCUCCUGAAGAGUGAUUUGAUUAGUCUUUAAAAGCUGUGCAGUUUCUUAUCUUUAUUUAUUUAUUUACAACAUUUAUAUCCCGUCCUUCUCACCCUGAAGGGGACUCAGGGCAGCUUACAUAGGUGGCGUUAUUUAAUGCCCAAACAAUAACAACAAUUAAAAGCAAUUAAGCAACAAUUUAGAACAAUUUUAAAACAACAUAUGAAAACAUUAAAAACAUAGAUCCAAAGCCAGAUAAUCAGAUAAUCAUAUUCAUCCAUCCAAAGCCAAUUCCAACUAUAUUGCACAGGUAAUUAUGCUGGGCCAAAUGCCUGCUCCCAAAGCCAAUUGUUCACUUGUUUGCAAAAUGACAGGAGGAAAGUGGCCAAUCUAAUCCCACUAGGGAGGGAGUUCCACAGCUGAGGGGCAACCACUGAGAAGGCUCUGUUUCUCAUCCCCACUAGUCGUGCCUGUGAAGGUGGUGGGACCGAGAGCAGGGCAUCUCCAUAUAGUGAGUAAUGCAUUGCUUAUGUUUGUCACUGAUUUCAUUAUUCAUAGACAAAAUUGGGAAUUUCAUCCUUACAAUGGGUGCAGAGGUUUGCAUGACUUGUCCAGUCUCUGUUCCUGGAAACAACAAAGGGCAAUGUCAUGGAAAGUCUACAUUAGAAUAAAGUAAUCUAUUAAUAGAACAUCUGGAAUCCCCAGAGUGUUCUAGAAAUGGAUUUCUUUCUGAAAUUGGUUGUUUUCAGUACUGUCAGAGAGUAGGAUCUUCUGGGGAGGCCCUGCUUUCAGUCCCACCUCCUUCGCAAGCACCGUUGGUGGGGAUAAGUGACAGGGCCUUCUCAAUGGUGGCCCCUUGGCUGUGGAACUCCCUCUCCAGUGAUAUUUGAUCAGAUUCUUCCUUUCCAGCCUUCAGAAAGAAAGUAAAAACCUGGCUAUGGCUGGUGAGUGCCUUCGAAUAGUGAGUGUAGUACAAUGAACGAAUGUAGAAUUGUGCAAUGACAACUGGAAUGGCUCUGGAUUACGAUGUUGGACUCCAUGGUGUCAAUAUUUGAUGUAAUGCUUAGAUGUUUAAUUGGGGAGGGGCAGUGGUGCUACUAAAUAGAAUUGACUAUGUUAAGGAAGUAGAGAGGCAUCUUUCUAAUACUCUGUUCUAUAAAUGUAUUCCUCAAGAUCCCAUUAAUAAAAUUAAAUCCCUCAUUCGCAUAGUUUGUACUGAAGGUCUCUCAUUGGGAUAUAUCUCAUUGCAGACAUAUGAGUUCCUUCAGAAUCAAUUCCCAAGAACACCAGUAUUUUAUGUUCUGCCUAAAAUCCACAAGGGAACCAUUCCUCCUCCAGGGAGACCUAUUGUUUCAGGUACUGCAUCUAUUUUGGAACCUAUAGCUCAAUUUAUUGACCAUUUCUUACAACCCUUUGUACCAUUAAAUACAUCAUUCAUCAAAGAUACUAAACACUUUAUCAAUAUAGUAGAAGCUCUUACUAUACCUGAGCGAGCCAUACUUAUGACCUUAGAUAUUGAAGCUCUUUAUACCAAUAUUCCAUUAGAUGAAGCUAGGUCAGUGGUUAAAGACAUACUUGAUACAUGCAAAUCCUUGGUUCCUCCUACCCACUUCCUAAUGGACCUCCUAGACAUUGUGUUAGAAUAUAACUAUUUUAGUUUUGAUAAACAAUUUUAUUUGCAAACUUUUGGGAUAGCCAUGGGCAGUCCUCUUGCGCCCUCUAUUGCCAAUUUAUUUGUUUCACAUUUAGAAAGUAAAUUUAUUUUCAAUACUACUAACAAUCCAUUUUUUUCGGAUAUUUUUUAUUUCGGAAGAUUUUUGGAUGAUAUAUUUAUUGUUAUGAGUUCACAUGCCGUAGCAGACCAAUUCUAUAGGUGGAUUAAUACACUUCAUAAACAUAUGACAUUUACAAAACACUAUAGCCAUACCCAUAUUAACUUCUUGGAGGUCAUGGUCUUUAAAAAUGGUCAAAAACUAUUAGUAAAAAAUUAUAGUAAACCAACAGUAAGAAUUUUAUCCUACAUUUUUCCAGUUUUCAUCAUCAUUUUCUUAAAUCCAAUUUACCAUUCUCACAGUUUCUAAGAUUAAAACGGAAUUCUAGCACUCAAGAGGACUUCGAAUCUACGGCAGGAAUCCUGAAAAAACAACUCAGAGAAAGAGGAUACCCUAAUAGGAUACUCAACACAGCCAUGAGUAAAGCCAACUCCAUCAAUAGAAGUGAGCUACUACAGGAACAACCAAAGAAAUGUAAUAACCGUAUAAUUUGGCCUCUGACCUUGACACAAUAUUCAUCUAAAAUUUCUAGGAUUAUUUCAAAACACUGGCAUUUAUUAGAAGACAUUCCUGGUUGCCAAAACAAACCUAUAAUUGCACAUAAAAGAUCUAGAAAUUUAAGAGAUCUUAUGAUCCAUUCAGAAUACAACUCUCCUACUACAUUCCAUAAACCUACCACUAAGGGUCACACUAGCUGUGGCCACUGCAACUGUUGUCAACAAUCACUUAAGGGCAAAAUAUACUCUCAUCCAACACUUAAAAUUAAUAUCACAUUGCAACAUUUGACAACAUGUUCUACUGAUAAUGUAGUGUACGUACUACAAUGCCCAUGUAAACUACUUUAUAUCGGAAUAACUACCAGACCCCUUAAAACUAGGAUAAGCGAACAUCGUUCACGCAUAAGAAAUGGGUCCACUGACUCUUCACUGUAUGUACACUUUAACGAAAAAGCCCAUCUGUACUAUAGCUUUAAAUUUUGCGCUUUGGAAAAAGUAUUGCCCAUACCAAAUACAGAUGUAAAAAAACUUCUUCUACAAAGAGAAUCCUUUUGGAUUUUUAAACUACAAACACUAUUUCCUCAGGGGCUAAAUGAUAGAAUCGAAUACACCUGUUUUCUGUAAUAUGUUCUUUACUUAAGAGGCAUCCUGGAAAUCUUUCAUUUGCUCGUUAUAGAGCUCCACUUCAAACAGAGCCGGUAUCAUUGAUAAGAAUGUGAGUAGAGAGGUGUGUUUUUAUUAUAUUGUUUAUCAUAACCUUUCCUUAGUAACGUUAAUAUGGGAGUUUCAUAUAUCUAUUGUGUAUGUUAUUUUUACUCCUUUAUUUAGCAUACUGAGUACAAUUUGAUUAAAACACAACACCCGAGGAAGUGAAAACGAAACAAGGGGAACAUUGUUGUGUGUAUAUCAUUUCCUGGCAUUGCUAUCUACACGAAGAAUUCCUUUGAACGUGUAUCAUUUCUUGGCAUUGCAAACCAAAAGAAGAAUUCCUUUGAACAUAAAAACUAUUAUUUUGGAGACUGAAAAACUUUACUUCAAGUGAUAAGGACCAAAGACUCCACGCAACUCCAGGAAACAUAUUGACUGGUUGUCUCUUUAUGUCCUUCAAUAAUAUAUGGUGUUAAGAUUAUAACAUGAAAUUGUACCAUUGUGGAUGAUAUUUUGAAAGCUAUUAUUUUGAUGAGAAAUAUUCUAAUAUAGAGCUGUUAGAAUAUUGAGUUGUAUUAUAAUUUGUGGGAAUUUGUAAGUGUAUAUACACAUACACUUUGCUCUACAUUAUUAUAGAUAUUGUGCAUCAUUCGCAUAGGAACUUCUUUCCACAGGAAGGCUUUAUCUUUUGUUGCAGCUAUUUGCAGCAUUCACAGCUCUCUCCAGAAUCUUCCAAUUCACCAUACAUCAUCACAUCACCCAACUCCAACUUAUUCUGUGGGAGUUCUUAUAUACACUUGCAUUAUACAAUAUUCCAUUUAUGCAUUCAUUAUCUUAUACACCUGAUGCAAAUCUAACUUCAGGAUUUUAUUAUCCUCAUGCAUAAUCACUGUAACUGUGACGCAGCACUUACAAUACUUAAAGUAACCCAGCAUUUUUAAAACUCCAACAUUUGCUAUGGCAUGACAGGAGGUUUUCUAAUGCAAUAUGGGAUGCAUACCAUUAACAAUACACUGAAUUGAUUAAAAAUGAUUUCUUCUGAAUAGACAUAUACAGAAUCGCGGCAUUCAAAGCUUCACAUCCAGUACUAACAACUAAUAGUUCAGCUCAGAAUAAGACUAAAUGAGUCACUUCUGUACAGCAAUAUUGUGAAUAAUAAAUCAAAAAUUUAAUUAACAGUAGUUUUUUAAAACUUAGGCGGUGUUUAACUCAGCUUCAAUUAUUUAUCUUUGUAGCUAAUGUGGGGGAGGGGAGUUUAAUACAUUUUAUUUAUACUCCUUCCUUAAAUCCUUGUUAGAAGAUAAUGAAUUCUCAUUUUUCUCAAAGUGGUAUUGUCAACACAAUGACCUCAAUUCUGUUGAGCUCACAAUGCUUUUGUUACACAUAUUAUGAAAAGGGGUGAAAUUCAUUAAUUAGUGCCUUCUAAAUUUCAUAGUUAUCUGCACUUUCACUUAUAUUAUUGUAGUUGAAUUUACAUCCAUCUGGGCCUGUGAGAAACAUGCUAGAUUGCCUAGAAAUCCACAGAAUAUUCAUAAAAAUUUUGUAGCUGAGUGAACUCGAUAGCACUGAGAGCCCCAUAGAAAAAGAGUACAUCAAUCCAAAUCCCCAAGAAUGAUUGUAUUGUUUAUGGAUGUAGAUGUUUCUAGCUCCAUUAAAUAAGCAUGUUUCUAUUAACUAGAGGAGGAACAAAGUUUCAUUCUAGAAGGUAAUAUAGGAGAAGGAUUUAAAAUUGCUUGCAGUCCAGCUACUAUAUGGCAGACAAACUGAGCUCAGUAUACUAAAGGCAUUGCAUACACAGAAAGGAGAUGUUUUUUAAAAAAAUCAUCUCCAAAGAAAAAAUAAAUAAUAAAAAUUGUAGUACAUAUUUUAGCAAUUUCCUUCUCAUUGUAAGAAAGUUUUCAAAAACUUCAGUUUUCAAAGAUUAUUUACAGUGUGAGGUGUAUUCAGCAGAGAAAAAUCAUGUAUGCUUCUUUAUACAGAAAGUAAAAUUUUAAGGACAGAAAAAUGUAUUUUUCUGCCCAGAACAAUUCACAUGAAAUAUUGUUUUCUGCAAAGAUUCUUUUUCAGUGCAAAACAGCAAUGUGCAAAUUUUGUUUAUAAGAUGUCUCUGACUUCUCACCAGGGUUUCUAGACACUCAAUGGGGUAUUUCUUUGAUAAUUUUAAACAUUUUUGAAUUGUUGCCAUGCCUAAUGUGUAAGACAUAAUGCAUUCAGACAGUUGAUAAAGGAAGCAAAUUCUAUUUUGCCCAGAAAGGGAGACAAGGGAGACAAAGCACACACCACCAAAUGCAAAUUUGGAAAUCAUUAUUAACUUAUCGCUAAGAAACCUAACUCUAUGUCAGGAGUCAAAAAUAUAACUAGUUGCUUGCAAAUUGUUAAGCUAUUGUGAAAGGAAAACAGAUAGAAACUGAUUCUGCAAAAUGUGAGAAAAUAAAGGGCCUCAAGGCUAGAAGAGGAUUGAACUUUAUGUUUCAGAAGUCUUUUUCAUGGUUAUAUGUUGCCUAUCUGGAUUCAUUAUCAAGAACAAUGCUUCACCAACACACAUGAUCAUCAUCAGUAACUAUAUUUAUUUAUUUAUUUAUUUACUUCAUUUCUACCUGGUCCUUUUCACCCAAAGGGACUCAAGGCAGCUGUGGUUUAUAUCCCAAACAUUCCUAUUCCCCGCCUCUACCCCCCUAAAUCAAACAAUAAAUAAGAAACCAGAACCUGCAGAAAUAAUAGAGUCCAUCAAAAGUAUAGUAAAAACAGAAGGGGAGAAAAAUGUCAAUAUUAAUCUCAAUACAAGACAAAAUCAAAGUAUAUGACACAUUUUCCCUCAUGUAGCAUCUUUGUUGCUUGGAAUAUUUUUGAGGCAUUCAGUCUGUGUAAAUGUGUCAGGAAAAAUAAAAUACAAAUAUAAGAAGAGUGACACCUGACUUGAAAGCGGAACAAAUUGAAAUAUUUGGUGAUCUUAGGAGACCACAAAUUAAACGUGAGUCAAUAGUUUGAUGCAACAGCCUCCCCCCCCCCC